GUCAAUAACAUCAUGUCGGACGAAGUGCCCCCCACCCCGGACACCGGCAGCAACAACGACGACAAGAAGAAGGCCGAGGCCAUCACGAUCCGCGUGAAGGACCAGUCGGGCGAGGAGACGUUCUUCAAGGUGAAGCCCAACACGAAGAUGGAGAAGAUCUUCUCCGCCUACGCCCAGCGCAAGGGCGUGCCCGCCAGCGCGCUGCGCUUCCUGCUGGACGGCACGCGCAUCAGCGGCGACCAGACGCCCAAGAUGCUGGAGCUCGAGGACCAGGACCAGAUCGACUGCGCGCUGGAGCAGGUCGGCGGCUUCCGGUGCUAAGUCCGUUGUGUGUGAUAAGAGAGAGAAGAGAGCGAGUUGUUGAAGAAGAAGAAGAAGAAGAAGAGAGAGGACGGCAGCAAUAAGGAGGAGAAGAAGCAACUCGGCUCUCGUCGGUGUCCAUUCGCAGCAAUCUUCACGUCCUUGCGAGCUGGGCUGGCAACACAUGUGCUAUGACGUCGGGUAGCUUGCUGCCUUUGGAGGUGCUGGGCCGGUCAUUCCCAAGCGUAACGCGAGGACUUGCUCCUCCCGAGACGACGAAAGAGCCGGCCGAGUACAUGCAGUGGUGACUCCUCGACGCACUGUUGAAUGCAAGCCCAGCACUGUC
Phytophthora sojae is the source of this 646-nucleotide messenger RNA. RefSeq lists its product as hypothetical. NCBI's taxonomy places the organism in Eukaryota, Oomycota, Peronosporomycetes, Peronosporales, Peronosporaceae. Gene Ontology annotation, molecular function: protein tag activity; ubiquitin-like protein ligase binding. Gene Ontology annotation, cellular component: nucleus. The transcript has a single exon. Gene Ontology annotation, biological process: protein sumoylation. The coding region runs from base 13 to 321 and encodes 102 amino acids. The record is from RefSeq and is a predicted model, not a curated record.